CGAAAUUUUACCCUACUAUUAGGAUUUAUUUUUCAUUUAUGGCAUGAUUUCUAUUUUUAUCAAAUUUUAAUUAACUACAACCAUUCUGAUAAGAAAAAAUGCAAUUUUAGUGUAAGUUGGAGUAAUAGUUGAAUCGAAGAAAUACUUACCCAAUCGGAGGUUACCGACGGAAUACAUAGCAUCUCUGCCGCCGUCAACUGCCGGAACUGUAAUUCCAAACCUCGCAAGGCUCGAUCUAGAUCUGGAUAUCUGCGGCAAAGCUGAGGAUCAGACGGAGAUCCUGUCGGUUCGGGUCAGGUUUGAUUAGAGUAAAUCUACUCUACUUCUUCUCUCAAAAUAUAACAUGAGAAGUGGGCUGAAACGACUUCCUUUUCGGGGUGCUGAUUAGCUUCCCAUACAUACUUUUGCGAAAAUCUGCUUAAACUUUGGGAUUUCUUUGAUGGAUGCGCACAUAGGCGAAGCUCUAAGAGCCAAGGCAAAUGCCGAAAUGAGAUUUGCUGAGAAGGACUUUGUGGGUGCAAAAAGUUUUGCUCUGAAAGCUCAGAUGAUGUGCCCUAGUUUAGACGGCAUAGCUCAAAUGGUGGUAACUUUUGGAGUUUACAGUGCUGCAGAGGUGAAAAUUAAUGGAGAGGUUGAUUUAUAUGGCAUCUUGGGAUUGGACUCCUCUGCAAAUAGGUCUUGUAUUAAGAAACAGUACAAGAAGAUGGCUUUUCUGCUUCACCCCGACAAGAACAGAAGUCUUGGAGCUGAUGGGGCAUUUAAGCUUGUUUCUGAGGCAUGGGCUAUACUAUCUGAUAAUGCUAAAAGAAGAUCUUAUGAUCAUAGGAGAAAUUUGUACUCUCCACAUACUUUUUGGACCGUCUGUUCCACCUGUCAAGUUCAAUAUGAGUAUCUUAGGAAGUACCAAAACAAGAAACUCACUUGUAAGAACUGUCGUGGUGUUUUUACUGCUUACGAAACGGGCUUGGGCCCAGUGAACGGCAUUUAUCCAUACUGUACCUGGGUCCAAAGCCGUGAGAAUGGGCAUCGGAACGGCCAUGGACAUGAGUCAGAAUAUGCUUCCAAUAUAUCCUUUCAGCGGGUCUCCGGGAACUCUUCUGGUGGCACUGGAGAGAAAGAUCACUUGAAACAUAGGACCACCAAGCGUGGUAGGCCUGCUAAGGUGAGGAAAGUUGAAUUUGAAGGAAAAAACAAUAAUUUUCAAAUGUCUUCUCCUAUUCUCACCGAAGCAGGAAUUGCCAAUUCUAAGAUUACUUCUGUAUUUGAGGCUGUUUCCAAACGCUCACUUGCCCCUGUGUAUGAUUCGAGACAGUUACUAAUUGACAAGGCUAGAACAGUAAUUCGCAAGAAGUUGGAAGAGAUAAAGCUGGAAGAUGAGAAGAAAAAAUCCAUCAGUGAAAGUGGUGGGGAAUUCAGUAACAGACCCAAAAGACAGCAAUCAGGGAUAAGGAAAUUGGGGCCCACAACAAUAACAGUUCCGGACUCUGAUUUCCAUGAUUUUGACAAAGACAGAGCAGAAGAAAGCUUCAGACCUAAACAAAUAUGGGCUUUAUAUGAUGACGAAGACGGAAUGCCACGUUUGUAUUGUCUAGUCCGCGAAGUCCUCUCUCUAAAACCAUUCAAGAUCCACAUCAGCCACUUAAACUCGAAAUCUGACAGUGAAUUUGGGGCAGUGAAUUGGCUGUGCUCUGGUUUUACAAAAUCAUGUGGACAUUUCAGGGCAUCCAACUCCGAAAUCAUUGACCAGGUCAACGUUUUCUCUCACCUUCUCGCUAGGGAGAAGGCACGCAGGGGAGGGUGUGUUAGAAUAUUUCCUAAACGUGGGGACAUUUGGGCGGUGUAUAGUAACUGGUCACCAGAUUGGAACAGGUCAACCCCGGACGAAGUCAGGCACCAGUAUGAGAUGGUGGAGGUGCUGGAAGACUAUUCUGAAGAACUAGGUGUGUGGGUUGCUCCUAUGGUCAAAGUUAAUGGAUUCAAGACUGUUUACAAAAGAAAUGGUGACAAGGAGGCUAUUGUUUGGAUACAGAAAAGAGAGAUGUUGCGUUUUUCACAUAUGGUUCCCUCCUUUUUACUGAAAGGCGGGGAAGGUGGGACCACCACCGUAACAAAAAAGGCUCCACAGGGAGAUUGCUGGGAUCUUGAUCCUGCUGCUAUCCCUGAUUUUCUUCUUCAAAAUGCAUCUGAUGAAGAACUCUUUGAGAAUAAAACGGAAUUAUGUCCCCAAAUAGAGCAUUGUGGACAAAUGAACCCUGUUAUUUCAACUCUGCAUAAUAGAGAAAAACAUUGCCAAACAGAGCAUAUCAGUUCAGCACUGUGCACCACGGUAUAGGCUGAAAGCAAAGCAAACCUUUGAGGGAAAGGAGAGAGAUGAUCGGAAUCAUUUAAUCACAUUAUUAUAAGUCUAACAGACAUUCAGAUGAAAGUUGUACAGAUUUGAAGUUUGAACACACAUAGCUGUGAGGAUCAUAAGUGACCAGUGUAGCAUGUGAGGCCCCUAAGAUUGAGUCGGCUCUACAUACUCUUCAUGUUUGUGCAACCUUGUAAUAGUUAUAUAUUUAUAUUUAAAUUUAUCCCUCUUUUUUUUUAGUUUUUUACUGACUUAAAUGUAUGGUAGCAGUUAUCAGGCAUGGACGGUAGGAUGAACUUUUUUUGUUGUGCUUUUGAUCUGAGGUGAUUUCAAAAAUUCCACGUAACACUGAAUAG
Molecule: messenger RNA, 2706 nt
Organism: Cuscuta epithymum
Lineage: Eukaryota; Viridiplantae; Streptophyta; Magnoliopsida; Solanales; Convolvulaceae
Source: the annotation of a GenBank genome assembly